CAAACAUAAAUAUAAGUAUUUCCUCUACCUAAAAUUUUGUGAUCAAACAAGAAUCAAGCAAAAAAAAAAUAAUGAUGGAAGGCAGGGCUGUGAUUUUAAGUGUGGUCAUAAUGACUCUCCUCAUGGGUCAAAUUCAAGCAGAACCAACGCUCUGCUGCCCGAACCUGAGUGCCAGAACUGCCUAUAUAACAUGUCGUAUGGGUGGAGCCUCGGAUGCAACUUGCCUAACACGGACAGGAUGCAUUGGUGUUUCUGGAGAUACUUGUCCUCCAGGAUAUCCUGAUGACAUUCUCAAAAACCCUGGUGAUGCUGUCAAUGAGUACUGCAAGUUGGGGUGUGCAUUCUCUGUGUGCGGUGCCAUGACCGCUCUCAAGAACUCAGACGCAAAUGGAAUUUGGAAUGGAGCGGCCGAACAAUGCACCAAUGCAUGUUCUACUUUGUGCAACAAGGGCUCUCUUACAACAGUUAAAAGUGCCUAAACAAGCAUAUCCAAAUAUAUAUUACACCUAUGUGUUUGUUUCCCUUGUUUUUAAUGUUGUCGUGUACGCGACAAAAAUGCUAAGACACUCGUCCUAAUAUUUGAAUAAGUUGUUGCUGGUUUAUGUGUGUGUUGUAGAAGGAUGUCGAACCCAGAUUGUAUAUGCCUUCUAUUUCCUCUU
Molecule: messenger RNA, 659 nt
Organism: Thlaspi arvense
Lineage: Eukaryota; Viridiplantae; Streptophyta; Magnoliopsida; Brassicales; Brassicaceae
Source: the annotation of a GenBank genome assembly